Messenger RNA from Cutaneotrichosporon oleaginosum, 1146 nucleotides. RefSeq lists its product as uncharacterized. The record is from RefSeq and is a predicted model, not a curated record. NCBI's taxonomy places the organism in Eukaryota, Fungi, Basidiomycota, Tremellomycetes, Trichosporonales, Trichosporonaceae.
UCACCCGCCCUGCUCGUCUCGUCGAUGAUUCUCAUCUCACAAUCUCACAAUCUCUCUCAUCUGCAUCACACGCACACUAUCCAGCUGCGUCUUGUCAGCACCUUCCAAGGCCUUACCAUUCUCACUACGGCCUACGUGCGCGGGCGAUCUCGGCUGCGACAGCAUCACGGCACUCCGUCCGAGGUGACAGACAUCCCCGUCCACCUGCUGUUGUCGGGCCCGCCUUCCUCGGCGUCUUUGCUCUCACCCGCGACGUCUGCAGCACCGCCCUUUCUUGUGCCAUUGCACUCACUGUGAUCUAUCAUACUCGCAAGACGCGCCGCCAUGCAACCCGCCGACGCCACUACCCACUCCCAGGCCUUCUUCUGCCGGUGGGACUACUGCACGGUCUCCUUUCCUACAUUGUCGGCCCUAUCCGCGCACCUCCGCGAGCACAUUGCCAGCGAGCGCCCCGUGUAUAUCCCCGUCGCGCGGCGGCGGCGAGCCAACGGCGGGUGGGUGCUGGAUGCCUCGGCGUCAACCAUGCCCUCUUUCCCAUCGAACUCUUUUCCAAGUCCCAGCCAGCCCCACACACACACUCAAAGCUCGCAUGCAUCCCGACCUUCGAUCGACGACUUCCUACCUCCCGCCGACGUCUCGGAUCUGGGCUUGGGGGUGGGCGUCGAGGUCGACUUUGACGCCUUCCUCCGCUCCCCUAGUCCGCGGUUCACCUCAACGCCUCUGAGCCAGAUUCCUCUGCCCAGCCACCCCUCCGCCCCCUCCGCCACCCAGCCCUCCGCCCCCUCCGCCACCCAGCCCUCCAACGCCCAGCGACAACAGCCGAGUCAGAGUGACGUGAGUAGCGGCGCCCUCGUGUCGCCUCCGAACUCUAUGCUGCCGCCGACCCAGCCGCCCCCGCCUGCUACAUCCGAGUCGAACGUGAGCGCCUCACCGCGCACAUCCCUCCAGUUCGGUGCGGCCGAGACGCCGCGGCGCGUGAGCGCUGGUGGUGUAGGAUUUACCUGGGGAUCGGGGAAGUAGUCUGGGGAUGAAGAUGCGAAACAGAUUGGCGUAGAGUGGGCGGUCCGACAUGUACAAGGUAUUCGCUCAUAGGUCCUAGAUGUAUCAAUGAUCAAUAGCAAUGUUAUGGGUACAAGAUGUAAAUAA